This is a messenger RNA of Saprolegnia parasitica CBS 223.65, 1510 nucleotides long. RefSeq lists its product as hypothetical. Gene Ontology annotation, molecular function: ubiquitin binding. The record is from RefSeq and is a predicted model, not a curated record. The transcript has 7 exons. Lineage: Eukaryota; Oomycota; Saprolegniomycetes; Saprolegniales; Saprolegniaceae. The coding region runs from base 25 to 1416 and encodes 463 amino acids.
UCCGCCUCGACGACGACGACGACGAUGACAGCAGCGACUCUGGACCUGCUCCACGACGUGGUGGAGUACCGCCUUACGAAGCGCGACAUCGCGUCCGUGCUCGAGCUCAACGACGGCAACGUCGCGCGCACGAUCGACGAGCUCCUCUCGAUGCUCAAGAUCCAGGACAUGGAGCGCAAGGGGUCGAUCGAUGCCACCGCCGAUGUGGUUGCCGCCGACUCGAAGCUGCAGUGGGACCUCUUCUUGGCAGAGAUGGGCACGCAUGGCCUGGACGAGGCCACGUGCACGGACCUCCUGCAAGCGCUUCAAGAUACGUGCGGCGGGGACCACGUUGCGUCGUCGACCAUUGUGCACGAACUCCUCGCUGCGAUGGACGAUGCGCCCGAGGAAGAAGACCACCCGAUUGCAGUUCUCCAAGACCAAUUCCCGCAUGUUCGCAGCGACCUCAUUCAGGAAAUCUUUGAGCAAAACGAGUACGACGUUGCCGCGACGACCAACGCGUUGUCGGAAACGGGCCACUUGCUCAACGCCAACGGCAGCCUCGAGACGUACAGCUAUGCGUCGAUGGCCAAGGGCCCAGCGCACAAGUCGAAGACGGGUGCCAAGAGCUUUCCCUCGCUCCAGUCCCGUCGCAGCUCUAAGCGCCGAGUCGUGCAGUGGGGCAAGCAUGCGCCCAGGAAUGCGUGGGAGACCAACGACCAGGCGCUGCCGACCGGCACGCCCGGAUCGCUCUCGACCAAGCUCAAGCUCGAGUACCUCCAGAAGCGUCUCCCGAACGUUGAUGCGGACAUUCUAUGCACGGCUCUGCUGCUCAACAAUGCCAACUUGGAGACGACCGAGGCGAUUGUGUCGUCGAUCUUCAACAUACCGCUCGAGUCGGCGCCGAGUUCCAACCAAGACGAACAACCACCAAAGUACCACCCGCCACGGCACCGAACUCGCGACGACGCGCCAGACGGCUUUGUGCAGUACCAAGCACGAACGGAAGCGCUCAUUGAAGCGUUGCAGCAGACGCACUCGGCCGCGGUGCGCUCCUUUGCGGGCGGCAAGCUCAACCACCACUUGGGUCGAGACAAAAUGCAACGCGUCUCGUCGCUGCGGCGGGAGCUCCAGAUCACGCGCGAGCAAGCCGCGUACGCCUUCUUUGACGAAAACAAAUAUCUCGUCAAGGCCGGCGGGACCGUCGACAUGCACGGGCUCUUCCUGCAGGAAGCGCUGCAUGUGCUCGACUAUUGCUUGGAUUUCGCCAAGAAGAACCGUGUACGCAAGUUUAUGGUCGUCACGGGUGUCGGCAACCACGCCACCAAGCCCGGCAAGAUGUUCAACAGUAUUGACGCAUCACUCGCGCGUCGGGGCGUCAAGUACACCAAGGGCCCGGGCCAUUUUGUCAUCCAGCCUUUUUAUCAAACCACCUAGUGAGAGAGGCACACACAAUGGUUCGUGUUUAGGCUACAUUCAUCGAUACAUUUAUAAACCAUUCCUCUGACAUGGAAUGAUCCUAUUGUGGCGG